AAGGCAGGAUUACUCGCGCAUGCGCAGACACGUACUUCCCUGUUGUGUCUUGUGAAACUAAACUACUAACUUACUAGUGAUGUUUCAAGCUCUGAGUGUUUUCACAAGGCACGUCGGCACCACAAAAGUGAAUCCACUCUGGGUUUACACGCGAAACAUGGGAAGUUUAAGCAGAGAAAACCGCUCCAUCCAUUCAGACAACAUCCAGGACGUACAUAACAUCCCAAUGGAUGUGAUUAUACGACCCAUUCCGCCUGUUCUAGACGAACAGAAAGUCCAAAGCCUCAUGACCAGCAUACAGGAGGACGCAGGUAUUUCAGUUGUGCCUCCCAUAGACGUGCUUUGGAUCACAGGAGAAAAGGGAGGCAAUUAUUAUUAUUCUUUUGGAGGAUGUCAUCGAUUUGCUGCCUAUCAUAGGUUAAAAAUGAAAUCCAUACCAGCCAAGAUCAUCAAAUCUAAUAUUUCAGACUUACGCACUUACCUGGGAGCAUCUACGCCGAAACUACUGUGAUCCACUGAUUAUAGAUCAGUGGAUCCAACACACAUAGAGACGCACCGAGGCGGUAAAUCCGUGCUGCCAUCUAGAUGAUAUUCAGGCACAUUUAUUCCGUAUGGCUGUGUUUCUUAUGACACUGAUAAAGAAUGUACUUUAUAUUUUGAAAAGGCACUUUGAUGUUCCUGGUUAAGAAAAUAUUCACACAAGUUUCUUAAUAAUUUUCUUGUCAGUUCCUCUUCUCUGGUUGUAUCUGUAUGAAUCAAAGCUUUGUUGCAACUGUUACCAGACAUAUUUUUAUUCCUUUUGAUCAACAUAAUUUGUUUUGCUUGGUCGCUCUAUGUUUCAAGUCACGAUGACUAAACAGAUCUCUCUUCAUCUGGCAAUUCUUAGUCUGACCACUAGAUGGCAGCAUUACAACACUGAUUGAUUAAAGCAGGGCUUCCCGGACUUUGUUUGUCAGUGAAACCCUCCAGUCUGAUCUAAAAUAUAAUUUUUUAGAGAUUAUAAAUAGAUAUUUAAUUAAUUUAACAACACAUUUGCUCUGUUAUUGGCUAAUAUGAAGUAUUCAAUAAAAUAUUUAGUCCUUUGUAGUAAGUGUUUUAUUAAUAUUAUUAUUUACUGCUAUUAUUUUUAGAUGAUUUAUAGGCUAGUAAUGUUACUUUUAUUUUUUUAUUUUUUACUCCUGUUCAGUGUGAAAAAGUUUUCAGUAGAGUCUGAAAUUUUGUCCAGUGCUAUUAGUAUGCUAACCUGAAAUGCCUAAAAUAUUCUGUGAUUUUGCUAGAAAGUUAAAAGGAUUCAUAUUGUUAAUAAUUUAUAAAUACAUUUGCUUUGUAAAAAAAAAAAAUGGUGUAAUGGUCAAAAUAGAUGAGGACAGAAAAUAAGAUGACCACAGGCGUGUGCUGGUCUGGUGACCACUGGACAUGGUUAUGCUCUGUGCUCUUAACCACAGCAUUGAGAUCGCGUCUCUCGGGUGGACUAACACAACCAAAUUCAUAAAGAGUUUACUCCUGUAUUGUGUCCAGAUCUGCUAUGAAUAUUACAAGCUGAACAUCUUAAUCAUUACAUUUUAAGAAUUACUGCAUACAAUGUUCUUUGUGUAUUUGUAGAUAUGCUAAAUUCACUGCAUUUUUUAUGAAUUCAUAUUUUUAUGUGCCAGUGGAGGGGCAUGAGAAUUGUAGGACAUUUUCUGAAGCUCAUCCAUAAUGGCAGGACAUGUUGGGGGUCAUGUGUCAUGAGAACUGGCCAGCGUUUUUCUCAUCUGCAGGCUGAAGUGAAGGAAAAGGAUGAAUACAGCCAUAUUCUAUAUAUAGAUGGAUUGAGGCUCACAGUCAGACUGAUGUAGAGGAAAUAUAGUGGAACCGCUGAAUUAUCUGACAUGAAAACUGCUCUCACAGUCAUUUCUGUUCUCAGCUGUUGUCUAGAGGAGAUCAGAGAAGGGCACCUCGGAUUUCUUCCUUGUAACGGCAUUUCACUUCCCUUUGACUUUUGACCUUGGCCUAAUAUCCAUAGCAAAAGGCCUCUCAGACUUUACAACAACGAUGACGGAUGCUUUUGAAAACCCAGAUUCACAGGUGCCUCAGUCAAUAAUAAAACAAUACAAAUUAUGACAAAUUUCUUGGAUCUGUAAACUUUGCAACAUUUUGUAUGGUAUGACUUGAUUAGACAAAUAAAAUCCUUUGCAAUUGUCGGCA
Messenger RNA from Carassius gibelio (silver crucian carp), 2187 nucleotides. RefSeq names its product sulfiredoxin 1 homolog (S. cerevisiae) (gene srxn1). Gene Ontology annotation, molecular function: sulfiredoxin activity. Gene Ontology annotation, biological process: cellular response to oxidative stress. The record is from RefSeq and is a predicted model, not a curated record. Gene Ontology annotation, cellular component: cytoplasm. The coding region runs from base 80 to 511 and encodes 143 amino acids. Lineage: Eukaryota; Metazoa; Chordata; Actinopteri; Cypriniformes; Cyprinidae. The transcript has 2 exons.